AUGGCUGACUCGCAAGCAGUCUUGGAAGGCACGGGGACAUGCUCCCAGUUCAACUCCAUGAAGGGGUUUGGUUUCAUUGACAUGGCGGGGGUCACGGUCUUCGUCCACCAUCAAGACUGUGAACAAGGGAAGGAGCCAAAAGCCGGUGACAUUUUGACCUUCAACUACGAGCCAAGGAAGAACAACCCGGAUCAGAUGCAGGCAAGAAACGUGAAGGGCUGCACAGCAGACCGAACCACGAACUCCUGGGGCGCCCCAGGUUUUGCUGGCCCUGUGGAGGGUACCGGCGCUUACACUGGCACUGUUAGGAGCUUUGGCCCAAAGGGCUACGGUUUCAUUAUCAUGGAGGAUGGCACCGAUAUGUUCUUCAAUGUCAAGGAUUGCGUCGGCAGCAAGCCGGUUCAGGGAGACAAGGUGAAGUUUGACAUCGGAGAGAGUUCUAUAAAACCAGGUCAGAAGCAGGCUCAGAACGUCACAGGUGGAAGCCAGCCUCUCGACAUGCCAUUUGGCGGAUAUGGCCCUAUGAUGGGAGGUUGGGGCCCAGAUUGGGGUGGUGGCAAGGGCUGGAAGGGUGGUUGGGGCGGUGGCUGCGGUGGCUGGGAUGGCGGCAAGGGCCAGGGGAAGUGGGGAGGAGGUGGAGGAGGCAUGAAGGGUGGCCCAAAAGGUGGCCUCAAGGGCGGCAUGAUGAUGGCAGGCGGCCCCUACGGCGGAAAGGGUUUUGGCGGGGGUGGCGGAGGCUAUGGCAAGGGAAUGUGGUAG
Molecule: messenger RNA, 759 nt
Organism: Symbiodinium pilosum
Lineage: Eukaryota; Dinophyceae; Suessiales; Symbiodiniaceae
Source: the annotation of a GenBank genome assembly